Molecule: messenger RNA, 3052 nt
Organism: Carassius auratus (goldfish)
Lineage: Eukaryota; Metazoa; Chordata; Actinopteri; Cypriniformes; Cyprinidae
Product: protein FAM124B-like
Exons: 4
Coding region: 503-1957 (484 amino acids)
Cellular component (GO): nucleoplasm
Source: RefSeq, a predicted model, not a curated record
AAGAAAGACACUGUCACUAAGGAUAUCUAAACUUAUAGAUAUAAAUAUAUAAAUAUUUACCUUUUCAAAAACACAAAUCUUUUAGUUAGAAAAGACAGUGCUUUGUUUUCAACACACGUUCCUCAGUGAAACUGUCUAUUGUUCAGGAGUGCACACACUGCUGGAGAAGCUCGCUCAAAGUGUGUGUCCCACACAGGUCUGAUGACAGCCAUCUGCUGGGGUUCAGGCCCCUCAGUUCUUAUUGUCCUCCAGAGAGGGAGGAAAGCCCUUCCCCCGACUCCUCAUAUUUGAGCUGUGCUCUCGGAAGUUAUGAUCCAGUGAUGACUCGAUCUAAAUCAGCUUUUCAAAUGAUAUUUUAGAUGUUUAGCUAGAGUCCCUGUGAUCAUCAUCAUGAAUUAUAAAGGCUGAGGUGACGUCAGCGUGAACUCGACUCCUGCGAACACAAACAGGGUUUAUGAAGCUCAUGUUUAAUGCGGGUUUUGUCCUCGAGUAAAGGCAGAUAAUGCUCCGAGGGCCGCCUCGCUUCACGAGCAGCAGCAGGACGGAGGAUGAGACGCCGGACUCGGGCGCGGAGACCGCGGGAUCUGAAUGCAGUAAAAUGUCCUGCAGUAGCACUGACCUCUCGGCUGUCCCGGGUCAGGAGCUCCUUCUGCUCACCAUGCACCUGCUCACCAACCCCGGCACCUCGCUGCUCCUCCAGCACACUCUGGACCGCCUGCUGAAGUGGGUCCGUCCCGGCCUGCGCCUCUUCCACGUGUCUGAGCGGGCCUGUCCUCUUCAUGACUACACCAGAGCUAACCAGUGCCCCUCGGCUGGCCACCCCUCACAUGCCGUCACCAUAUUCUUACACGAGUCUUACGGCGAGGAGCGAAUUCUCAGAGUACUGGACUUCCUGCAGUGUCCGCCCUGGCAGUACCACCAUACAGAGAGCUGCGGUGCCAGAGAGGCCGGCGUUCAUGUGAGCUCCCCGUCCAGCACCCUCCUGAGGCCUUAUCUCCUGCCCAGCCGGGACUUCUACAGCCUGGGUGCAGGGAUGCCGGUGUGGGGUGUGCGGCCGGUGCACUACGGAGAAGAGGUUGUGCGGGUGACUUUGCAUAGCACCUAUGAUAACUUUGAGGACACUGUGCGUUUAUAUGAGACUGUGCUACAGAGGAGGGCAGAAGAGCAGAAGACAGGCUUUUGCUGGUUCACACUGCUCUCAGAAGCAGGCUUCAGCCUACAGCUGGCCAUCAAGCAGCUCUCCCCCGGGGUGCGAGUAGAGCCGUGUUACUCCACGGUGCUGCAGUUCAGGGUGGGGGAGAUCGGACAGCUCGUGCCCUUACUGCCCAACACCUGUUCGCCCAUCAGUGCCAGCCGAUGGCACACCGAAGACCUGGAUGGCAACAAGAUCCUCUUUCAGGUUACAGCUCCAACACAAGCCCAAGGCUUCCUGAGGUCUGCGUUUCCUCUGAGCUGUCCGAGGAUGCUCCUGAGGAGCUGUGUAGCUGGCAGACCUCCUUCCACCUCUCCCUGCAGGAGGAAGUCCCAUCUGAAGGAGCACUUUGAGGACCGCUGUGCCCAUAGUAUGAGGUCAGGCACAUGUGGCAGGGAGUGUGCCGGGUCAGACAGCACCCGAAGCUCUCCUCCAGGAAGCUCCUGUUACUCGUCCCAGCGCAGCAGCCCCGCAGGCCUGUCGAUGAACUGGUACGAGCCCAUGAUAACCUCAGAAACCUCCCUAUCCCACCUCCAGCUGGAAGAGGAAGAGCCAGAGAUGAAUGUGGACACGGGUUGUGCUGUGAAGCCGCAGGCUGCUUUAGGAGUGUCUGCUCUGCUGACUCUGUCUAGAGACCUGAAACACGUCCUGGAUGAGCCUCGGUGGACCACUGAUGAAAGCACAACGAGCGUCAUAGCAGAGACACAGGCUUCACAAUGGCACAGUCAACAUCAACAUGCACAAGUAGAUGAGUUCUUCAUCUGAAUGUUACUAUUUACUCAUUUCUUUGGAAAAGCAGCAAACAUUUACAUGAAUGCAUUUGCCAAAGCCACUUCACAUUUUUUUUACUUUCACAUAUGAUCAUCCACUCGCAUCGUUGAUUACAUAAUCUUAACAAAUGACAUAAAUAUAAUUUUUAUUUGAAUUUUAUCUUUUCUAUAGCAUUUAUAGUGGCAUUCAAAAGAUAAUGAAAAUGCUUCUAUUUUGCAUAUUAGUACAGAUUUUUCAAUGCAAGUUACAUGAUCAUCAUAACGUUAAACAGAGAUUACCUAACAAAUUUAAGAACAGAUCAUCCUGGGGGGAAGGGAUCUGGGUUAACUACACAGUAAAACCCCCAGUGUUAAAUUAACACUCCCAGUGUUUAUAUAAUCCAUACUCAGAGUUUUAAAGUAACAUAAGCAGUGUUAAAGUUAAUGAGAUAAUUAGUUUAGUAAUUGAGUGAUUAUUGAGCAUUAUUGAAGGACAAUUGCAGUUAACUAACUGAAUCACUGAAACAGAGAAACAAGAAUAGAAAUAAAUAUGAGCAGAUAUACAAGAACUAGUACUGACUUCAGCCCCAACCUUAGAUGAAAUCAACAUAUGAUAAAAGAAGACAAUAAAUCUCUGGAGAUCUCACCAGAGGAGGAUUAAACAACUCCACAAACAGCUUUACCAGCUUCACACAUUACUAACAAGACUGAGUUUAGAUUGUGACGUUUUAGUUUUGUUAUCAAGUUACCAUUAUCGAGAUCAGUGUUUGCUUAAGUUGAGCUCUUGACGCUUGACUUUAAACACUUGAAAUAAAAGAAAAGACCUAGAAAAAAAAUAGGUGUUGUCUAUGGCUCAGUAAAAACUUUCUCAGCAUAAAAUUACUUGUAUAAUUGACAGCCUUGAGAUUGAUCUGAAGCACUCUUGCAACUUAUUCUGAAAUAAAAAUUUAGGUUUAUUUAUUAAACAGACUUCAAGAAUUAGCAUAUGAAUCUCAACAAUGGUGACGAUCUACAUACAGCUCCAUGUUGUACAGUGUUGUGGGUAACGCGUUACAAAGUAACGCGUUAGAGUACUCUAAUUACUUUUUUCCUGAAAUUUGUAACUUAACGC